AUGCCAAUUGACCCAGAGAAGUUAGCUAAGUUGCAAAAAGCCGGCCCUAAGAAGAUCGGUGGUGCCAGAAUCAAGGCCAAGAAGGUUGUCAAGUCCGAAGCUGACGAUGUCAAGUUGAUGGAAUCCUUGGGCAAAUUGAAGGCCGUUAAGGUUGAGAACGUUGAAGAAGCCAACUUCUUUAAGGAUGACGGCAAAGUCUUGCACUUUGGCAGAGUUGGUGUGCAAGCUGCUUCGCAAUCCAACACCUUUGCCUUCACUGGUUACGCCCAAGAAAAGGACAUUACCCAGAUGCUUCCAAACAUCUUGCCUCAAUUGGGUGUUGAGAACUUGGACGCUCUCAGACAGUUGGCUGCUCAAAUCCAAGCCGGUAGAGCUCCUUCCGACUUGGCUGCAGGUGCUUCUGGCGACGAUGAUAUUCCUGACUUGAUUGCCGGUGAAAAGUUUGACGAAGUCGAGUAA
Molecule: messenger RNA, 459 nt
Organism: Clavispora lusitaniae ATCC 42720
Lineage: Eukaryota; Fungi; Ascomycota; Pichiomycetes; Serinales; Metschnikowiaceae
Gene: EGD1
Product: Egd1p
Cellular component (GO): cytosol; nascent polypeptide-associated complex
Source: RefSeq, a predicted model, not a curated record